AUCAAACAAGACGCCGAUAAAGCGUUCAAAUCAAAAUACUAUUUAUUGUUAUUUAAAAAAUAUUGUAAUGACGUACUUUAAAUCCUGAUUAGUUAAUAUAUUUUAUACAUAAUAGGCAACUAUGGCAGACCUCUCAGAAGUAGAAAGUUCAGGACGAUUCUCUAGGCCAUCGCUAGCGCAAGUUAAGGCAGUAAUAGACUUCAUGCAAAAGCACCCUGAACUAGCUAACAGAAAGUUUCGAUAUGGUAUGAAUCACGAAAAAUUUAAGAAACUAUGGUUUGAACUAUCUAGUAUGGCAAAUUCGCUUAAUGGAGCUGUAAAAUCCACUAAAGGCUGGAUAAAAUUUUGGUCAGACAAGAGGAGAAGUAUAAGGCUAAAACAAAAGCAAAUAGAUGAAGGAAAACUUGAUGAUAGGCUGACACCAUUAGAAAAGAAGAUUCUAGAAUUAGCGGUAGCCGACUAUUCAAUAUCAACUAAGAAAAAGAAAGGUGUGAAACAAGAACCAGUGAAUGGAGAGGAUGAUGAAGAUUCUAAUGAUGACUCCUUCCUGAAGGAGAUUGAGGAGAUGGAGUUCCCCGGAGAAACUAGCAAGCUGCUGGUCACAGAGGCUGAUGAGAGGCAAAUGUCUAUUAUGGAGAAACUGGUGGAAGUAAUGGACCAACAAGCAGUUGCCAUGAACCAGCUGGCACAAGCCUCCCUCAGCAACUCCAAAGCUAUGGAACGACUGGCAGAGGCAUCACACAUACAAGCCCUAGCUGUGGACAGACUCGCGAACUCGUUCGACAGCAUCAGCGCCUCCGUGCACGACGUGCGCAACGCCAUCAUGAGCAUAGACUACACCAUGAAGCGGUGCUACAGCGCCACAACCACGCAGCACAGGCAAAACUCUAAUAUAUUUAGUUAACUGACAUGUAGUUCCUAUCUUUGGUAUUGUGUUUGUGCAAUUUAAGUUAGUUUAUAUCUUAGAAGGAAUAGCAGCAACUA
Molecule: messenger RNA, 984 nt
Organism: Cydia fagiglandana
Lineage: Eukaryota; Metazoa; Arthropoda; Insecta; Lepidoptera; Tortricidae
Exons: 6
Coding region: 122-904 (260 amino acids)
Source: RefSeq, a predicted model, not a curated record